Molecule: messenger RNA, 1181 nt
Organism: Arvicanthis niloticus (Nile rat)
Lineage: Eukaryota; Metazoa; Chordata; Mammalia; Rodentia; Muridae
Gene: Gsto1
Product: glutathione S-transferase omega 1
Biological process (GO): L-ascorbic acid metabolic process; glutathione metabolic process
Cellular component (GO): cytoplasm
Molecular function (GO): glutathione transferase activity; glutathione dehydrogenase (ascorbate) activity
Source: RefSeq, a predicted model, not a curated record
GGCGCGGUCUGGGCGGGGCUGAGUUCUAGGACACGGAGCAAGACUUGACCACGUGCUUCCCGAGUCGCCAGCAAACAGGAUCGGGACUCGAGUGGUGCUCAGCCUGCACAGCGCAGCGAUGUCCGGAGCAUCCGCCAGGAGCCUGGGGAAGGGAAGCGCGCCCCCCGGCCCGGUCCCGGAGGGCCAGAUCCGCGUUUACAGCAUGAGGUUCUGUCCCUUCGCUCAGAGGACGCUGAUGGUCCUGAAGGCCAAGGGAAUCCGGCACGAAAUCAUCAACAUCAACCUGAAGAACAAGCCUGACUGGUUCUUUAAGAAGAAUCCCUUUGGGCUGGUGCCGGUUCUGGAGAACAGUCAGGGUCACUUGGUCACUGAAUCUGUCAUCACUUGUGAGUACCUGGACGAGGCAUACCCGGAGAAGAAGUUAUUUCCAGAUGACCCGUAUGAGAAAGCAUGCCAGAAGAUGACCUUUGAGUUGUUCUCUAAGGUGCCGUCUUUGGUUGCAAGCUUCAUUAGGGCGAAGAGAAUGGAAGACCGUCCUGGAAUAAAGGAAGAGUUGAAGAGAGAGUUCAGCAGGCUAGAGGAGGCCAUGGCUAAUAAGAAGACAGCCUUCUUUGGUGGGAAUUCUCUCUCUAUGAUUGAUUAUCUGAUUUGGCCUUGGUUUCAACGCCUGGAAGCAUUGGAGCUCAAUGAGUGUAUAGCCCACACUCCAAAACUCAAGCUCUGGAUGGCAGCCAUGCAGAAAGACCCUGUAGCAUCAUCCCACUUCAUUGAUGCCAAGACCUACCAGGAUUAUCUAAGUCUCUACCUACAGGACAGUCCGGAGGCCUGUGAUUAUGGGCUCUGAAGGACAAGAGUUCUCAGCGAGUGUUUUCCUUCACUGAUUGAAUAACAUGCUUUGAUUUUAUCCAAUAUUCUCACUGUCUCCUAUCUUAUCAUUUGACCCUAUGGCCUAACUGGGUUUCCUCCGGGCCCUGCUACUGUAUUUCUAUUUCAGAAUAAUCAGUUCCAAUGAUCCUAACAGUCUUCACUGACACCCCCAAAACCAUCACCUCUGGUUUGAUCCAGACUUCUAGAUUUGGAUUUCAAGAAAAAUGUCAAAUUUUAGAUUUCUCAUUUCGGAAAGCUCUCAAUUCCCCAUUCUUUCCAUCAUUAACUCUCUUGUUCCUCUUGCGAGCAUCGAA